AUGGGUCAUUUUCUGUUGCAGUUUGCUCAGAAAUUUAAAUGUGAGAAUAAAUUUCAAGCCGUUCUUAAGUCCGCACUGCUGAAACAUUCGCUAAAAGACGAUGACUUGGUUCCCCAACAGUACCGAGAGAUGUGUCGAAAGUGUGGUGUUCCGUGGCAAGAGGGCCUUUUCUCUGUCGUCCUUUUACCUGCCAGCACUCAGAGCUUGAAGCAAGUUGAGAGAUACGAAGCGAUGAGUGAUCUGACUAAGCAACAAAAAUCACUUCUGAAGUACCUCAAGAGCCGGACAAGGCGCAUUGCGAAAUUCACAUGCAGCAUAUGCUCGUACAAAACGCGCGUACGAUUGGAUCAGAAAAGGGUGAUACAAAAACCCGCAGUAGCUCCCGUGCCGCACAGCACUUCCUGUGACACAACGCCCAAUGAAGAAGGCAUGAAGGAAGAUACGAGGAAGAAACGAAAACGUCGUGCUAAAAGCCACGCCGAAUCAGGAAUGCCUCAGAACAACGGCGCCAAAAGUCAACAGCCUGCGACCGCGGCAUCUAAAUCUCCCCAACUCACCUUGCACCGCAAAGCGGCCGUAAAGCAGUUCACACCGAAAGAUUUCCGAGAAAUACAAAAAAUGCUAGCGGCCAAGAUCGAAGGUACGGAUGCUAAGGCGAAACCCAAUAAAAACACAAACGGUCGGCCCGGAAGAAAAUGA
This is a messenger RNA of Anopheles cruzii, 699 nucleotides long. RefSeq lists its product as uncharacterized. Lineage: Eukaryota; Metazoa; Arthropoda; Insecta; Diptera; Culicidae. The transcript is spliced from 3 exons. The coding region runs from base 1 to 699 and encodes 232 amino acids. The record is from RefSeq and is a predicted model, not a curated record.